AGGAAGCGCGCGCGAGGGGUAAAACGUGACUCUCACUUCACACACCGUUCGUUCGUUCGUUCGUCUGGCGGCUCUGGCUCGUCGCGUCGUCCGAUUCUAUCCGCGUUCACUCUCUCACGGUCAGUCAGUCGAUCGGAGGGAGCGUGCUGGAAUAGUCGUGUUGCGGUUGCUGGAAAACGUUUUGCCUGAGAAGUUUGGGCGCUGUUCUAGUGUGAGAAGUUGUGUUUUCCGGGAGUUAGGGAGUGUGCGUGCGUGACAGCAGAAGCGUGUGGGAAGAAGGGGAGCCGCGGAGAACUGGACAUGCAAGAACCGCAGAGCCGUCGGAGCAGCGGAUGAAGAACGGCAAAGAAUUGCAAAGACUGUGAACUGUGUGUGCUUGAUUGUUUCCGCGGUGUGUCAUCGAACCAUCGCUGCGCGGUGGUGAACGGUUCGUGACUUGGACUGGACGGACGGGCGAGAACAAGGAAGAUGAUUCGACGUGAUCAGCCAACGCAGUCGUCCGCAUCUUCGACCACCUUGAUGGAUGACGGAGCAGCAGCAGCCGGAGGAGGAGCGGUCGCGGCAGUACGUGACUUUCGGAGCAAAAGCAUAGACGGAGGAGGUACGACGACGACGGUGCGACGUGACAGCAAGGAUAGGGGCAGUCGAGGCAGCACCAUCCAGUCACCGUCCGCGAUGGUCUACAUGCCGGUCGGAGUCAAUCAAAUCAAGGAGGAAGCCAGCGAUCCGGAUAUACACCCCGAUUCGGAAGUCUCCCUCGAUGCCAACAGCACUCUUGCCCAGGUCCUGGAGGACUUCUCCAACGACGAAGCCCCCCACGAACCGGAAAUCGAAAUCAAAACCCACUCGCGUGGUUUGGAGGAACCCACAUUCCGGAAGCAUCACUUCAGCGCAUCACAGAAAGUUCUCCAGCUGCAACAGAUGGGCAAUCUGGCCUACCAACUGUCCGACCAGCUGUUCAAACCCACCCCCAUGAACAUCCUCACCAAGGACAUGUUGGAGCAGAAGAUUACCGAAAAGGAUCCGGACCUCGUUUACCGGAAACAUCACAACAACAAUAGCACCUGGGCCCGCUACAUGCCAAUGUACUACAAAGGAGUCAAACAGAACUACGUUCGCUGUCUCGAGUGCGGCUGGUUAGUUCUGCACAAAGCCAGCACCGGUACCGGAUCCCUUCUCCGGCACAAAUGCAAAAUCAAACUUCCGUCCGGCGUUGAAGUCAAGAUCGAACAGCAGACACCGUCCACCAGGAAUCUCCCGUCGAAGGCCAGCGCUGCCGUCGGAUCUACCUCAUCGCAUGCUGUGAAAUUCCAAACGACCGUCAUGCCCACGAACGUGGUAGACGAUCUGGUUCGACAACAGGCCUGCUUCCUGUACAAAGAUCUCAGCAGCGUGGACCUCUUCGACAGCCACAGCUUUCGAACCUUUGCUCAAAUGCUGGUCAACAUAGGGGUGUACUACGGCCAGCAGGACAUUGCCUUUCUGGCCGAUCGCACGAGACUGAUGGACCAAGUCCUACCCACGAUCUACCAGCAAGCACGCAUCCAGCUGAACCAAGCUCUCGUGGACUGUGAUCUCAGCUAUAGCUUCAACCUGUUCCGAAGCGAAGCCGAAGGUAAAACCUUCGCCACCAUCAACUCCUACACCGUCGCGGAAGACUACUACUUCCGCAAAAUCAACGUUAAGACUGUGCCUGUGGAAGACUUGGAGUCCUUCGUAGAAGGACUUCCCUCGAUCAUCGUCGACAUGAUCGAAAAAGAACACAACGAACCUCUGAAGCUGGUCUACGGUACCAAGCUGGACGUCCGAAGCGACGACUUCGAACUGAUACCGUGCGUAGUGACGGCCCUUUGGGGCGUCAUGAAGAACAUCAUGGACAUGUUCAAGUUCGAUAGCGAACAGUACGUCGACAAGAUCCUCUUCUCGGACGAAGACGAUGAGGAAGACGCCAUGAGGAAGAUCCUAGCCCCGUUCAAAGAACCGAUCCGAAGUCUCGUCUCGGAAGGCAACGUCACAAUCAGCGAGGUGGUGCUCUGGAAGAAGAAACUGGAGCGACACUUCCGAGUGGAGGAAACCGACGACGAGAACCUGAAGACCAUCAAAGAAGCAUUCCAGAUGCAGAUCAAGCAAAGCUUGAAGCUGCACGACUACCACAAAAUAGCGGUCUUCCUGGAUCCCAAGUUCAAGGGGUUGCGCUUCCUGUCGGAAGACGAACGAAGUGAAACCUUGGCGAUCGUCAAAGCUCAACUGCGCCGCGAUCAGGACGGGAUCGAGCAGCUGAAAAAGCUCUAUUCCAGCGGAAAGAAGAAUAACGUCGAGAUCGGCAAGGAGACCAAAUUCUACGAAUUCAUGGACGUCUCCCUGGAAGUCGAAUCGGCCGAUGUGGUCGACGACGAAAUCCGGCAGUACGUGGACGUCAAGCUGGAGGCACCCAUUGAUGUGCUAUCGUACUGGCGCAACGAAAAUGCAUUCCCCCUGCUGAAGAAACUCUGCCAGCGGGUACUGAACAUUCCGGCGGCCUGUGAUGAUAUGAAGCUGCGUUUUGCGGGCGGCGGGCAGCGCGAUUUCCUCAAGAAGCGAGCCGUACUGCGCGAGGAGGAAAUCGACAUGAUGCUCUACCUGAACCAGAACGGGCCGUGAUUAUCGCUGUAUUCUCUGAUUACAAUAAAAGACUUGAUUAGUGUUAUUUAUAUGAAGAUUA
Aedes albopictus (Asian tiger mosquito) is the source of this 2701-nucleotide messenger RNA. RefSeq lists its product as uncharacterized. The record is from RefSeq and is a predicted model, not a curated record. The transcript has 2 exons. The coding region runs from base 469 to 2640 and encodes 723 amino acids. Gene Ontology annotation, biological process: regulation of transcription by RNA polymerase II. NCBI's taxonomy places the organism in Eukaryota, Metazoa, Arthropoda, Insecta, Diptera, Culicidae. Gene Ontology annotation, cellular component: nucleus.